CCCUCAUCAAGGCAUUCGCAUUCUGCCUCAGACCCCACCAGUUAUAAUUCUCCUUGUAGACGUGUGACGUCGACCGGCUAUCUGCCUCCACCGCUGCCCAUUACCACCAGCUUUGAGAGUACGACAAGCACAUUAGUAGAAAGUCCAUUGGAGUGCAUAGCGGAAUCGCCUUUCGAGCCUUACGAAAGCUGCGCAACUGGGAUUGUGGAACAAGACCAAUCAUACAGAUAUUCAGGAGGAAUGGAACCUGUAAGACUGCAACCGCCCAACAUGGGUGGUACCAAGGGACGCGCUAUGCAACAAGCCAGGGAUAUGGAGGCACUGGUUGCCGAGAGGGCAAAACGGAGUGGCGAAGAGCCUCCGCCAUAUGACUUCUACGAGCUUAUCGGCAAGGGUGCAUACGGUCGUGUGUACAAAGGCCGCAACACUGGUGCCCUGGUUGCCAUCAAGAUUAUCGAAAUUGACAAGGUCGACUACGAGGAGAUGACACACAAGAAUCUUCAAGACACCCUGAAAGAGAUUGACAUUCUGCAGCAGCUGAGAGAUAGUAAAGCAAGACCCUAUGUAAACAUCAUCGAGGAAGCAAGACCUGUUCAUAACGAGUUGUGGAUCAUAAGCGAAUACGCCAGUGGUGGUAGUGUGAAUACCUUGAUGAAGCCCACUGCCAUGAGCAAGGAUCCAGGCCCUGGACUGGCAGAGAAAUUCAUCAUACCUAUCGCCCGCGAGCUAGCACAAGGCCUCAAGUAUAUACACGAAGCGGGUGUGUUGCAUCGAGAUCUAAAGUCUAACAAUGUUCUUAUUCUCGAGGACGGCCGAGUACAAUUAUGUGAUUUCGGUGUCUCCAACACGUUAGAGCCUGAAAGAUCAAAGCGGUCGACCAUUGUCGGCACACCUUUCUGGAUGGCCCCUGAACUUCAAAGAGAGUGGGUAAAGGAUGCCGACCCACAUAGCUUGCUCCAGCCAAGGGAGAUUUCUUACGGUAGCGAAGUUGACAUCUGGGCAUAUGGCUGUACUGUAUACGAGAUGGCUUGCGGCUUCCCGCCACAUCACAAGAUCGGACACUUUGAUCUGGCAACGGCUGGAGUCCCUCAGCUUGAAGGAGACCGUUUCUCUCAAGAGCUAAAAGAUUUCCUUGCUUUCGUCUUCAAGCCUGAGCCGCGAGAUCGUCCUACGCCCGACCAGAUUCUGGAGCACACUUACCUUGCUGAUACUACCAAGAUGUAUCCGACUGUAUCACUCAUCAAAUUGGUUGAAGAGUAUUACAUCUGGGAGCAGCAGGGUGGAACUCGUCAGUCAUUGUUCAAUCCGUAUGGCGCGCAGGCACCUGAUCCCUUGGCCCCGGAGGCUGAGGAUGAUGAUGACGAUGACUGGUCUUUCAGUACUUCCGAAGAGUUUGAACAAGAGCAUGCCACGCAUUUCACGGACCCAUUUGCCACCGGAUCAGGACAGCCCCUGGGUCGUUUCGAACAAUUGCAGGCGAGGUUCAAGGAAGAGUCUAUUGUGAGGGGCCAGAAACGCUUGAAUAAGCUUUUUGACACAAACACGACACCAUAUCGGUACAGCGCAAUUGAUGCGCCAGAUCCUUCCAACGGCCGGCCACCUUCAGAUCUGAUUUUGCGCGAUUUCAAUCCCGGGGCACCCAACCGUGAGACUGUUAUUGACUUGGACUUUUCCAUGCCAUCAGCAGAUGAGGUACCGAGUAUUGAUCUGGGAGAAGUACCAACCAUUCGAGCAAAUCGCAUGAAGAGUCUUCUGCGAGAGUUGGAAGAAGAAGAACUUCGAGACGCCUUUAACGAAGAAGACGAACUGACAAAGCGAGCAACAAAAGACUGGACAUUCCCAAGCAUGAAUGAAGAUCCGAACCGAAAGACAAUGGAAUGGUCCUUCCCCUCUGAACAGCCGAACCGGAAGACAAUGGAGUGGUCAUUUCCCACCGAGCAACCCAACCGUAAGACGAUGGAAUGGUCAUUUCCAGCUCAGCCCCAAAAACCAAAUCGACGUACAGUGGAAUGGACGUUUGACGCAGCAAUGGCAGAAGCCAAUAACGAGGCUCCUAGGAACCGUGCGUCAAAUCGCAUAUCCCGCCGACGAGAAACAAAGGAAUGGACAUUUCCUAAGAUGGACGACAAUCGUAAAACUCAGGACUGGACAUUCCCUAAGAUGGAUGACAAACGUAAAACUGAAGAAUGGACAUUUGAUCUGGGCAGUCCGCAAGAGCCACAGUACGGCAGAUCCAACAGAGCAGAUCCUUCAUCGCCGCCCUUUAACUCCAACUUCCGUCCUAGCCUGCGACACGCACAAACCACUGCGCUGGCGCCUAUAGAUGAUUAUCCUGAGAUGAUUAGCUCUGUGCCUGGAUCACCACUUCGUUCAUCCAUGAUCGACCUGGAUAUGGCUAUGGUGCAAAACUACCGUCCGUCUACGUCGGGUUCUGAGACAAACACGGCAGGAGCAGAGCGUAUCAACGACAAUCCUUUCAACCUUGAAGACCAGGUCCAGCUCUCCCAAAACAAUCACCGCGCAUCGUUCCAUACAAAAUCGCAAUCUGAGCCUAAUCACGCAGUGCCAGGUCUGUUGACACCUCAGCAGUAUGAUGAACAAGGCCAGCCAACGAACCAAGAUUUGCAUCACACAGCCCUGCACCUACGGGGUGUAAGCUCAGCAAGCCAGGUGCAUGCGCCGUCUAAGCAAGGAUCCAACAACUUUGGAGGGGGGCAAUAUCAUCGGAGUAACCAGCGCUCACAGCAAGUCAUCUGGGAUGGUUGGUCGCACAAUAUGGCAUAUGGUGUGAGCAGCGAUGAUCAAUCUCCCCCUAUGAGCGUAACAACGGACACUUCAUUGGAAGAAGAGGACGUCGACGAGCUCUGGGAUGCGUUUGAGCGGCUAAACCUCGUACCACCGCAACAGCGAAGCUAUGGCAGUGUUGGGCUCCAGCCAGCUCGCAGAAACGACUCGACGUCGACAUCGUUGACAUCGACUACAUAUGCGCUGGACUUGGACACGGACGAUACCUAUAACCCGUACUCUUCCUCGUCAGAGUUUGACCACGACAACCAGCAACAGCAACAGAGCAAUUACCGGAAGAGCACAACGGUCAGCGUAGGACCGAACGGCAAGCCGCUUGUCGACUUCCCGAUUCCAAGGGGUCCAGACGUCGAAGCCUUGCUGGGCGUGAAUGUGGAUGCGCGGGUGAUGCAGGACAUGCUGCUCAAGAGCGCCAUGGAACUAAGGGACGGCACUAGGGCAGGUAGGGAUCUGCUGCUGGCCAUGCGGUUGCAGGAUGUAGGGGACCCCGGGGAGGAAGAAGAGGAUGAGGAGACGAGGAACAACACGGUGAGGCUAAGGGGGGUGUAAUGGCGUGCUUGGUUCUUGAAGGAAUGAACUAUUGACUAUUGACUAUGGGCGUUUGGAGAACUAAGGAGCCGUGUCAGACCCGGUGUCUUUUGGCUUUCUGGGCUUUUGGUGGUUGCAAAUGGGUUGCUUCUCCGCUUUUCGCCCUCGUUCAGAUUCGCACUCUGUGAUACCAAUGGGCAUAUUUGGAAACACACGUACAAACAUACGAGUAAUGCAUCAACAUGUAC
Bipolaris sorokiniana ND90Pr is the source of this 3581-nucleotide messenger RNA. RefSeq lists its product as uncharacterized. Lineage: Eukaryota; Fungi; Ascomycota; Dothideomycetes; Pleosporales; Pleosporaceae. Bases 241 to 3354 code for a protein of 1037 amino acids. The transcript has 3 exons. Gene Ontology annotation, biological process: protein phosphorylation. The record is from RefSeq and is a predicted model, not a curated record. Gene Ontology annotation, molecular function: ATP binding; protein kinase activity.